AUGCUUUACUCCUCUAUGGAAGGUGAGUUUGACUGGAAAUCCGUGGACACCUCCAACCUCCCGGAGUCUUACCGGACCAAUACGCCCAAGGAGCAGCUGGUCUUGCAAGUGGCCGACAACUUUCACCGCCAGUAUGCCCACCUCUGCCCGGACCGUGAGCCGCUCUUCCUCCACCCCAUAAACGAAUGUGGCGUGGAAAAAUUUGUGAGUACGACGGUGCGCCCGACUCUGCUGCUCUACUCAGAGUUGUACAAUUGGGAUGGCUGCGCCCGCUUCGUGUCGGACUAUCUCACCAUGGAGCCCCUUCCAUCACCCAUAGCACCGCCCAGUUACCUCUAUUCCCCGACCACCAUCCUGCGCUACCAGCGGGGCAACUGCUUCGACUUCAGCGUCCUCCUCUGCUCCUUGCUGAUCGGCGCCGGGUACGACGCCUAUUGCGUGAAUGGCUAUGCCACCCGGGAGAUCUGCAUGAUGGAUGAGUCCAGAGAGGUGUGCCCUCUCCUGAAGAAAUCGGAAGAGGUCAUCGAAGAAGCUGCCGUAGAAAAGCCGAAGAAAUAUGCUGUCAAGCCACCACGGGAUCUGAACAGCAAAUACGAGCAGCAAGAAAGAGACAAAAUAUUGGCCACAGAGAAGGCAGCGGAGGACAAGAAGAGGAAGGAGGAAGAGGAAAAAAUAGCAGAAGCCCAGAAGCCCGUUCCGGACACUCUGUAUGGCCUACGAGUCCACGCUUGGGUCUUGGUCCUUUCGGGCAAACGAGAAGUCCCCGAAAGUUUCUUUAUUGACCCUUUCACCGGGAAGAGCUACCCCACCACAGAUGACCACUUCCUUGGCAUCGAGAGCGUCUGGAACCACAGGAAUUACUGGAUCAAUAUGCAAGACUGCUGGAACGCUUGCAGGGACCUCCAGUUUGACCUUGGUGACCCAGUGCGUUGGGAAUUCAUGCUUCUGGGUGCCGAUAAGCCUCUCCUCUCGGUGCCGGACGUGGAAGAGGAAGAGGAAAUGGGGGAUGACGAAAUAGAAAUUUUGCUUAAAGAAGAGGAGCCAAAGAGUUUUGACAUGCCUGCUUCUUGGGUGGAGCCGAUCCAGAUAACUCAAAAAGAGUUUGAGACCCGGUGCCCACAGGGCAAGAAGGUGAUCCAGUACAAGAAUGCCAAGUUGGAGACAUGGUCACCAUAUCUGAACAGCAAUGGAUUGGUUACACGGCUCACUGUCUAUGAGGAUCUAGACUGUACCAAAAAGCUGGUAAUAAAGGAGUGGUUCAAGAACCGAGAAGACGUGAUGGAUAUGAGAGAACUGAACAAGCAAACAGAUUGGAUAACGGAGUUCUUCCUCCCCGGACACGCACAUGGUCUCAAAGCUCAUAUCUAUAAGACAAUGGAGCCCGAGACGGAGCGAACAAUGGAGUUCUACAAUGAAACCCGGGUAGACGGUCUUGAGAAGCGAGUCGAGACGGCCACAGAUAUGACUGAAUAUUUUGUGGGCCGCUCGGAUUUCUUGUACUAUAAGCACACGGAAUUUGGCAAAAGGGUGAAGAAAGUGUCCACAACUGCCCCAACAGCCACCAUGGAGAGCAAUGCUCGGCCUGUUUGGGCUGGGUCUCUUGAGAAAGAGAAGAAGUUGUUGCAUCUGUACGAAAUGCUGAUGAAACUUAUCGAGGAUGAAAAGAUUUCCCGGCACCAUGUCUGGGAGUCCGAGAUAGAGAUCUUGGAUAUUCUAAAACUCCGAGAGGACGAAGAAGCGGCCAGCAAGCUGAGCGUCUCCAUUUACGACACGGAGAGGAAUGAAAAGAGCAAAGAACAUCGGGAGGCCAUGGAGCGCCAGCUGCAAGAGGAGCGCCAGCGGCAGGUGGAGCAGGAACUGGACUACCUGGCGCCCUUCCUGAUCCAGGCGGGCGGCGUGGAGAAGAUGACCAAGUGGCUGGCCCUCCGCCUCAAGGAGGACUGCCUCAGCGACUUCAAGCACCGCCUCGUCGACAAGGCCAACCUCAUCCAGGCCCGAUUCGAGAAGGUACUUUCUCACUCCAUUCUCCUCCGUGCAUUGGUAUCGGGUGGGGAAUAUCAGGAUCUUCUUGACGGAGGAUGA
Molecule: messenger RNA, 2082 nt
Organism: Anolis sagrei ordinatus
Lineage: Eukaryota; Metazoa; Chordata; Lepidosauria; Squamata; Anolidae
Source: RefSeq, a predicted model, not a curated record